Messenger RNA from Propithecus coquereli (Coquerel's sifaka), 2722 nucleotides. RefSeq names its product autophagy related 16-like 1 (S. cerevisiae) (gene ATG16L1). Gene Ontology annotation, biological process: negative stranded viral RNA replication; autophagosome assembly. The record is from RefSeq and is a predicted model, not a curated record. Gene Ontology annotation, cellular component: autophagosome membrane. The transcript has 19 exons. Gene Ontology annotation, molecular function: protein binding. Bases 211 to 2031 code for a protein of 606 amino acids. NCBI's taxonomy places the organism in Eukaryota, Metazoa, Chordata, Mammalia, Primates, Indriidae.
GGAGAGGAGGCGGGCCUUCCGGCCCUCACCAAAAUCAUUUCCGGAAGGAGUCGGAAGACCGUCCUGGAUGGCCUCAGGGGCGGCAGCUGUGUGUAGGUGAGCUCUGGGGUUGCCGGCUUCUCCGCGCCCGCUGGUCGCCUCAUGCUGCGGGCCUCGGCCACCAGCCUUCGCUCGGAUUGGCGGCGCUGAGGCGCCGGGGUAACAGGCGACAUGUCGUCGGGCCUCCGCGCCGCUGACUUCCCCCGCUGGAAGCGCCACAUCUCGGAGGAGCUGAGGCGCCGGGACCGACUGCAGAGGCAGGCGUUCGAGGAGAUCAUCCUGCAGUAUAACAAGUUACUGGAAAAGUCAGAUCUUCAUUCAGUGUUGGCCCAGAAACUACAAGCUGAAAAACAUGACAUACCAAACAGGCAUGAGAUAAGUCCUGGACAUGAUGGCACAUGGAAUGACACUCAGCUACAAGAAAUGGCCCAGCUGAGGAUUAAACACCAAGAAGAACUGACUGAAUUGCACAAGAAACGUGGAGAGUUAGCUCAGUUGGUGAUUGACCUGAAUAACCAAAUGCAGCAGAAGGACAGGGAGAUGCAGAUGAAUGAAGCAAAAAUUGCAGAGUGUUUGCAGACUAUCUCCGACCUUGAGACAGAGUGCCUAGAACUGCGCACUAAGCUUCAGGACCUUGAAAGAGCCAACCAGACCCUGAAGGAUGAAUAUGAUGCGCUGCAGAUCACUUUUACUGCCUUGGAGGAGAAACUGAGGAAAACUACUGAAGAGAACCAGGAGCUGGUCACCAGGUGGAUGGCCGAGAAAGCCCAGGAAGCUAAUCGCCUGAACGCAGAGAAUGAAAAGGACUCCAGGCGGCGGCAAGCCCGGCUGCAGAAAGAACUUGCAGAAGCAGCAAAGGAACCUCUACCGGUUGAACAGAGCACAGGUGACUCCCACAAACCUAAAUCUGUUAAGCGACUCUCGCAGCCUGCUGGAGGCCUUCUGGAUUCUAUCACUAAUAUCUUUGGUCUGUCCGAGUCUCCCCUUUUGGGACAUCAUUCUUCUUCUGAUGCUGCCAGGAGACGAUCUGUCUCUUCCUUCCCAGUCCCCCAGGAUAAUGUGGAUACUCAUCCUGGUUCUGGUAAAGAAGUGAGGGUGCCAACUACUGCACUGUGUGUCUUUGAUGCACAUGAUGGGGAAGUCAACGCUGUGCAGUUCAGUCCCGGUUCUCGGUUACUGGCCACAGGAGGCAUGGACCGGAGGGUUAAGCUUUGGGAAGUGUUUGGAGACAAAUGUGAAUUCAAGGGCUCCCUAUCUGGCAGUAAUGCAGGAAUUACAAGCAUUGAGUUUGAUAGUGCUGGAUCUUACCUCUUAGCAGCUUCAAAUGAUUUUGCAAGCAGAAUCUGGACUGUAGAUGAUUAUCGAUUACGGCACACACUCACGGGACACAGUGGGAAAGUACUCUCUGCUAAGUUCCUGCUGGACAAUGCACGGAUUGUCUCAGGAAGUCACGACCGGACUCUCAAACUCUGGGAUCUACGCAGCAAAGUCUGCAUAAAGACAGUUUUUGCAGGGUCCAGUUGCAAUGAUAUUGUCUGCACAGAGCAGUGUGUAAUGAGUGGCCACUUUGACAAGAAAAUUCGUUUCUGGGACAUUCGGUCAGAGAGUAUAGUCCGAGAGAUGGAGCUAUUGGGAAAGAUUACUGCCCUGGACUUAAACCCAGAAAGGACUGAGCUCCUGACCUGCUCCCGUGAUGACCUGCUAAAAGUUAUUGAUCUUCGAACAAAUGCCGUCAAACAGACGUUCAGUGCACCUGGGUUCAAGUGCGGCUCUGAUUGGACCAGGGUUGUCUUCAGCCCUGAUGGCAGUUACGUGGCAGCAGGCUCAGCUGAGGGUGCGCUCUAUGUCUGGAGUGUGCUCACGGGGAAAGUGGAGAAGGUUCUUUCAAAGCAGCACAGCUCAUCCAUCAACGCAGUGGCGUGGUCCCCCUCUGGCUCGCACGUUGUCAGUGUGGACAAAGGAUCCAAAGCUGUGCUGUGGGCGCAGUAUUGACGGGGCUCUCAGGGAUGGGGGACCUCAGCACCCUCCUCUGGAGAAGCACGUGGACGCCCGCAGCUCUGUCCUGGCAGGCUGUGUGCCGGGAACAGCUUUGACCUCCCAGAGAAGAGCUCAAGCCAUGUGGCUCAGUGGCCUGCCAUAGAACAGGAUUUCUGAAGAUUUGACUAAGGUCUCUACUGGCCUGGAAGAAUAACACUGAAAAACUCCGACACUGCAGUCACUUAGCAGAGGUUUAGGCUGUUGUCUUGGUUCACAUGGGAAACACUACUAGCUCUGACCUUCCAUACCUCAUUGGGGGAGCACAGGGCCCCGUGGGUCUCCUCACUGGAUGGCAGUGCCAAAAACACCCCACGUGUCCGGGUGUUGGUUCCCUGUGCUUUCUCCCAUCCUUCAAAGUUGGUUCUGGCCUAGUGCAUGUCCUGUCACCUUGGGGCCAUUUACCCAAUGAACUGCUUUAAGCAUUGGAUUAACGGAAACUCAAAUGUGGGGCCCGUCCUUAUUCUAAGGGGACCAUGGUCCCCUUGCUGGUAGGCUGCGAUGUUAUUACAGGGCUCUUGUUCUGAACGCGUCUUAUUACUGCUGAAAUUGCCCUAGGCCUCUUCAACUGUUCUUCAGAUCUUGGUUCCCUUGCCCCCCAAAAUUCUACAUAUUUAUUUCUUGGUCAAGAAAUAAAUCUCAAUUUGGU